AUGGAGCCCUGGGACUUUGCAACGAAAAUGGAGGAGAUAUUGGCACUUGUGAAACAAAUGCAGAAUGUGGAAAAACUGGAGCCAAAAGUUGAAGACCUAGUAAAAAGGAUCAAUAAAUUGCAGCAAGCCAAGAAGAUAUUAAGUGAGGAGCUCUCUGAGGCGAAUGAGCACAGCAAGACAUUGCAAAGGGAACUGGAAAAAUUGAAUGCUGAGAAGUCAAGCCUUGAAGAAAUAUGGAAUGAGAAGAAAGCAACUCGGCAAAUCAUGCAGCUGCACUGUGAAGAGACAGAAAAAGAGAUGCAGAGGCAGCAGAAACUGAACCUGGAGUGUAAGCAACGAACUGAAGAACUCACGGCCAAGAUCCAGGAAGAGAGACUGAAGCAAAGAGGCCAGAGAUUGGAGUUUGAGCAACUACUUGAUGAGCUGAUGGAGAAGCAUAAGAGUCUCUGGGAGCUUUAUGCCAAUGAGAAGCCAGUGGCUGACAUGAGAGAAAGGAAAGAGAGCUUGCUUAGUGAAGAGAAGAUGAUCCAGGAGAAACUGGCCAAUACCCAAGAUGAAUUAGAUUUUCUCAGCCAGUCUGCCUUUGGUGAGGAGAGGAAGUUCCUGAAGAGCCAGGAGGCUGUAACAGCCCUGCAGCUAUUUCAAGAGGAAAACAAGAAAGCAAACGAGUAUCUGGAAGUAGCCUCCAAGUGCAAUUCUGAUUUGCAGCAAAGAUGCGGUAGACUAAAAACAGAGCUGGAGGAGAUGGAGGAUAGCAUCAUCUAUGAGGACUAAAUUGAGAUGCUGAAUGGUUCAGCACAGGUUGGAGUAUAGGUUAAUUUUUAUGGAGUCUUUAAGGCUUUUACUUUAAGGCUGGUUAGACACUUCCCCAUAGGAAGCUGUAAGUAAAGCAGAGACAAACUCUAGUGGGAGCAGCCAGCGUCUGGCAUUCUGAAUGGCAAGCGAGAGAACAGAUGAUGAAAGAGAAAAGCUGUGCAAAAUAAGGGCUUGAAUGAACUCUGAGAUGCCAAAGUGGAUCAUGUGUGUACUGCUGGUCACUGCAAAAGGGCCAAGAAAUUGGUAGGAUGUGGGAUGGCUGUGUUGGUGAUGUCAAGGACUGAGGAAAAGAAAGGAGCCAGGUAAAAGAUGUGGGUUUCUUGAUCAAAGUGGAUUAUAGGGAAUAUGGUAGUUCUUCUUAGGCAGGACUUGGCUUUCUGAAUGUUGCAACUCUUCUCACUGGAUGGGAAGAAAUGCUAUAGGGCAUUUCAGAGCUAAUUCUCUCAUUUCACCCUUCCCCCCUCCCCCAUGGCAGGUUCAUGCGAGCAGAAGAAAUCUUGCUUUUAGUAUAUAAAAAAAAUAUCCCUGAGGAAUG
This is a messenger RNA of Rhineura floridana, 1351 nucleotides long. It is a transcript of the gene SYCE1, whose product is annotated as synaptonemal complex central element protein 1. The transcript has 12 exons. Bases 1 to 774 code for a protein of 257 amino acids. Gene Ontology annotation, biological process: synaptonemal complex assembly. NCBI's taxonomy places the organism in Eukaryota, Metazoa, Chordata, Lepidosauria, Squamata, Rhineuridae. Gene Ontology annotation, cellular component: synaptonemal complex. The record is from RefSeq and is a predicted model, not a curated record.